Molecule: messenger RNA, 4548 nt
Organism: Glycine soja
Lineage: Eukaryota; Viridiplantae; Streptophyta; Magnoliopsida; Fabales; Fabaceae
Product: translocase of chloroplast 120, chloroplastic-like
Exons: 2
Coding region: 162-4265 (1367 amino acids)
Biological process (GO): protein targeting to chloroplast
Cellular component (GO): chloroplast outer membrane
Molecular function (GO): GTPase activity; GTP binding
Source: RefSeq, a predicted model, not a curated record
UCUAUAUUUCACUCGACCUCUUUACUGGCAUUUGCGAGUAAAGAAACCCUCCUUGGUCGUGUUAUGAAAUACACAACUCAACCUCCAUUUCAUUUCCACCCCAAACUCACUUCCUCUCUCAUAAUACACAGGGUUUUUGAGUGACAUCCGAGGAUUUUGUUAUGGAUUAUGAGGCUGAUGGUUUUGGUGCCAAUGGCGAGGGAGAGAGCAAGAGAGUAGUGGGUGGUGAAGGGGUUUCUGAGGAGAGUGUAGCGGGCUCUGAUCAAGUCAAGGGUUUAGAAACAGAGGAGGUUUUUCAGGAGGCAAUGGAGCCACGGGAGCAGGUCCAUGAUCAAGGAUCCGAACUCAAUUUGGAGGAUACGGUAGUUGAUAAACAAUAUGAUGCUGAAACCGGUGUUGCAUUGACUUCUGCUUUGGCGGAUGGAAAUACUCCAGAUGCCGCGCAGGAGCCCGAUUACUUUAAGGAGGCUGUUUUGGCUGAUGCUGACUCUGGGAAGCUGGGGGGAGAUGAUGUAAUUUCUGAGCAAGACUUGGAGGAAAGGGAUGGGCAGGGAAGUGAUAAUGUUCAUCUGGAUGGUGUUGAUUCUGGAGUGCCUGUAGAUGGAGAAAUUUUUGAUGAAUCCCAUGGUGUGGGGGAUGAUAAUCUGGAGAGUAGUGAUGGGGGUGGUGGAAAGGAAGAAUCUGGGUUAAAUUCUGACAGAGAGAUGUUAGUUCAGGAGAAUGGUACUAUGGUGGAUGAAAAUUCUGGUUUGGUGAGUGAGAGGGCUGAAAUCGAUGAUUCUGAAUUCAUGACUCCUAGAGAAAAUGGUGGUAUGAUAUUUGAGAAUGGAAGCACAAACAAGGUCGAUGGUGUUGCUACUGAACCUAUUAUGGAAUCUGAAUCCAGUGAGGUUAUUCCAGCCCAAGGUACUGAUGCUGGGGAUUUGAAGGAGUGUGGCUCAGAUACUGAACUUGGAGAUGACAAGAUAGAGGUAAAGUUAAAUGCUUCAGCUGAUCCUUCUGGGGAGAUUCAAGAUGAUACAUCUGAAGAAGUACACGACAAUUCGGCUCACAUGACUUUAGAACAUCAAGAUGAAGUAACUAGGGAUAUGAAGGAUGAUUCUCUGGGCACUAAUAUGAGUCACGAGGAUAGAAAUGGUGAAGAAAUGAGUACUGAUGGCAUUCAAAAUACUGAAGUAAGAGAUUAUGGUAAUGGCCAUGCUGAAGCUGAAAGCUCACCACCCUUUUUGGAAAAUUCCUCUACUAAUCUGACACCGUCUAUUCAGGAGGCUAGUGCAGCUGAACCAAAGGAAGCAAGUAAUAAGGAUGAUCAAUCUCAGAUUUUUGAUGAAGAGCAUAGAGAUCAUGACAAUACUUCUGUGGUUGAGGAGCCUGAAAGCAUACAGGAGAAGAUUAUUCAACAGACAGGCACCACUCCUAGUGCAGCUGAACCAAAGGAAGCAAGUAAUAAGGAUGAUCAAUCUCAGAUUUUUGAUGAAGAGCAUAGAGAUCAUGACAAUACUUCUGUGGUUGAGGAGCCUGAAAGCAUACAGGAGAAGAUUAUUCAACAGACAGGAACCACUCCUAGUGCAGCUGAACCAAAGGAAGCAAGUAAUAAGGAUGAUCAAUCUCAGAUUUUUGAUGAAGAGCAUAGAGAUCAUGACAAUACUUCUGUUGUUGAGGAGCCUGAAAGCAUACAGGAGAAGACUAUUCAACAGACAGGAACCACUCCUAGUGCAGCUGAACCAAAGGAAGCAAGUAAUAAGGAUGAUCAAUCUCAGAUUUUUGAUGAAGAGCAUAGAGAUCAUGACAAUACUUCUGUGGUUGAGGAGCCUGAAAGCAUACAGGAGAAGAUUAUUCAACAGACAGGAACCACUCAAGUGACUGGAGAGCAACAUGUUCAACCUGCAGCAGAUAUUUCUUCUUCAUCUAAAAGGUCUGCUGGUACUGUGCCUACUCCUGUCCGUCCUUCAUCUGAAAAUUCUCCUGCUGCUGGGCCCACUCCUGUUCAUCCAACUGGCCUUGGUCGUGCAGCUCCAUUACUGGAACCUGCAUCUCGGGUAGUGCAGCAGCCCCGUGCUAAUGGUGCCGUGUCUAAUACUCAGUCCCAGCAAAUGGAGGACUCCUCGAGUGGGGAGGCUGAGGAGUAUGAUGAGACACGUGAGAAACUUCAGAUGAUCAGGGUGAAGUUUUUACGGUUGGCUCAUAGGCUUGGGCAAACUCCCCAUAAUGUUGUUGUAGCUCAAGUUUUAUAUAGAUUAGGACUGGCUGAGCAACUCCGAGGAAGGAAUGGGGGUCGUGUUGGUGCUUUUAGCUUUGAUCGUGCAAGUGCAAUGGCUGAGCAGCUUGAAGCAGCAGGUCAGGAGCCACUUGAUUUCUCUUGUACAAUUAUGGUCCUUGGAAAGACAGGAGUUGGUAAAAGUGCUACCAUCAAUUCUAUUUUUGAUGAGGUUAAGUUUAAUACCAGUGCUUUUCAUAUGGGAACCAAGAAGGUUCAGGAUGUUGUGGGAACAGUGCAGGGCAUUAAGGUACGGGUCAUUGAUACGCCGGGACUUCUACCUUCCUGGGCAGACCAGCGAAGCAAUGAGAAGAUCCUCCACUCUGUUAAGCACUUUAUUAAGAAAACUCCACCUGAUAUUGUGUUGUAUCUUGAUAGGUUAGAUAUGCAGAGCAGGGAUUUUAGUGAUAUGCCACUCUUGCGCACAAUAACUGAAAUUUUUGGGCCAUCCAUUUGGUUCAAUGCCAUUGUGGUUCUGACUCAUGCUGCAUCUGCUCCUCCUGAAGGCCCUAAUGGUACUGCUUCCAGCUAUGACUGGUUUGUUACUCAACGUUCUCAUGUUGUGCAGCAAGCCAUUCGUCAAGCAGCUGGUGACAUGCGUCUCAUGAAUCCUGUAUCCUUGGUGGAGAACCAUUCUGCUUGCAGAACAAAUAGGGCUGGUCAGAGAGUAUUGCCAAAUGGCCAGGUUUGGAAACCUCAUCUGUUACUUCUAUCUUUUGCCUCCAAAAUUCUGGCUGAAGCAAAUGCUCUUCUCAAGUUACAAGAUAGUCCACCUGGGAAGCCAUAUGUAGCUCGAACAAGAGCGCCUCCAUUACCUUUUCUUUUGUCAACCCUUCUCCAAUCAAGACCGCAGUUAAAGUUGCCAGAGGAGCAGUUUGGUGAUGAGGACAGUCUUGAUGAUGACCUUGGUGAAUCAUCAGAGUCUGAUGAUGAAAAUGAACAUGAUGACUUGCCGCCAUUUAAACCUUUAACUAAGGCCCAGGUGGAAGAGCUGUCUAAAGCUCAUAAGAAAGCAUAUUUUGAUGAGUUAGAGUAUAGAGAAAAGCUUUUGAUGAAGAAGCAAUUGAAGGAAGAGAAAAAGCAACGAAAAAUGUUGAAGAAAAGGGCAGAAUCAGCAAAAGAUCUGCCAAGUGACCAUAGUGAAAAUGUGGAAGAAGAAAGUGGCGGUGCAGCUUCUGUCCCUGUUCCCAUGCCAGAUUUGGCCCUGCCUGCUUCUUUUGAUUCUGAUAACCCCACUCACCGGUAUCGUUAUCUUGAUUCGUCAUCAAAUCAGUGGCUUGUAAGACCUGUUUUAGAAACUCAUGGAUGGGAUCAUGAUGUGGGUUAUGAAGGGUUGAAUGUAGAAAGAUUGUUCGUUGUCAAGGAAAAGAUUCCUUUAUCUUUCUCCGGUCAGGUUACUAAAGAUAAAAAGGAUGCUAAUGUUCAGAUGGAAAUAUCCAGUUCAGUUAAGCAUGGGAAAGGGAAAGCAACUUCAUUAGGUUUUGAUUUGCAAACUGUGGGGAAGGACUUGGCUUAUACAUUACGCAGUGAGACAAGAUUUACUAAUUUUAGAAGAAAUAAUGCAACUGCUGGUCUCUCAUUUACUUUACUUGGUGAUGCCUUAUCAUCUGGGUUGAAGAUUGAAGACAAAUUGGUUGCUAGUAAGCGAUUCAAGCUUGUUGUCAGUGGUGGUGCAAUGACAGGGCGGGGCGACAUUGCUUAUGGUGGCAGUUUGGAGGCCCAACUGAGAGAUAAGGAUUAUCCUCUUGGUCGUUUCUUAACUACGCUUGGCCUUUCUGUUAUGGAUUGGCAUGGAGAUCUUGCUGUUGGGUGCAAUGUGCAAUCUCAGAUCCCAGUAGGACGACAUACAAACCUUGUUGCCCGGGCAAAUUUGAAUAAUCGAGGGGCAGGGCAAAUAAGUAUUCGAUUAAAUAGUUCAGAACAGCUUCAAAUUGCUUUGAUUGGUCUCAUCCCUCUCCUAAAGAAGCUAGUUGGUUAUCAUCAACAAACGCAGUUUGGACAAUACUGAUAAUGAUAGUUUUAGUUUAUUUGAGCUGGAGCACUUUCAUGGUAUUAGGGAAUGAUUUCAAGAUGGCAUCUUUCAUGAAAUGAGUGAUACUGAAUUUCGUUAUGUUUUUUAUACUCAAAAGUUUGUCUUAUUUGAUCAUAAAGCAGUACUUUUCUAUGUUAGCGAUUCUCUUUUGGUGCUUUUGUUAUGUUAUGCUGCUGAACUCUAAGAAUUACAUCAAUUUUAUUCUUGUCUUCUGCGUAUAUAUUUAAGGCAUUGUAAAUUCUUCUCUUCUUUCUUAGAA